AUGCUGACGGCAGUCCGAGCAGAUGCAGUGGUGCAAGACCCGAUGAAAGCACAGGCCAACAGUUUCGGCUGGCUCGCUAUCCGCAACGUGACCUACUGCCUCUCUUCCGAUCCUGACCCGGCCAACAAGCCGCGCGGGGUGCAGCCCAAGACGAACAACUUUGCAUCUCUGGGCUCGGGCGCUCCUACAACGAAGCAGUUGACAGGGAUGGGCGACAGCGUGGUGGUGCUCUACCAUCCCGAGAACACGAACAAGGCGAUCGCCUGGUGCAACACUCUAGUGGCGUUUCAGAGCACCGAACAUGUCAAGUGUCACAUUGCGCUACCGACUUGUCAGAGGUGUGAUGCGGUGAGGUCCAAAGACGGUACGGAAGAUAGGGUUGCGACGACCGAGGCUACCAAAGGCCGAGAGCGGGAGGAGAUAGGCAAGAACAGGGCACCGAGCGGCAAGUUGGGGCAGCCCAGAACGCCAAAGAUUCAGGCCGGUACGGAUGGGUACUAUGAUACAUUGGUAGCGCUGCAGAGGAAGGGGGCAGGUGGGAGGGAUCCGAACGACCCCUGGGUCCGUGCACCAGGUGAAAGCGACCAGACUGCAAAGCCGCAGGCUGGAACUCAACCGCAGACGCAGCCACAGCCAGCUUCUCAACACGCAGCUGAGGCUUUCUAUUCCUCAACACAGCCCGAUUCCCAGCCCGGGUCUACGCCUCGGCAAGGGUACGAGUCUUCCAUCCCAGUCGACGUCGACGCCUCGACGGACCCAGAGCUCGAAGCAGCCAUUUCAGAGUUUCAAGACUACUGCGAGAACAAGCUGACGCUCGCAGUUCGAGCCGAUUGCCCGCUACACAUGGUCAGAAGCUGGACAGACGAGCCCCCAUUCGAUCUGCAACGAUUCUGCAUGACUCUGCGAGGCGCAAACGGAUACACGCUGCACACCACCGAUCGACCUUCGACCAGUCCGUCCUAUGGGGGCUUGCAGGCGAGCAGUACAGGUGCACAGAUGGGCGGAGAUGGACAGAGUGAGAUUGGAAACGUCGCUGGAGGGAUAACUGGAACAGCAGGAACAGUGGGGAAGGGUGGCAGCAAUGACACGGGCAAGAGCAAGGGCAGCAUCGGUGGGGACAAGAACCGUGUGGAUGGAACCAGCGCAGCCGGCGCGCUGGACCCCAAUGACCCGUUGAUCCCUUUCCCAACGGACGAUGACGGCAAAGUAACGACAUUAGCGUCGUCACCAGCGACACAACCAAAGACGCAAGCCGCAAAGAGGAAUUAG
This is a messenger RNA of Sporisorium graminicola, 1269 nucleotides long. RefSeq lists its product as uncharacterized. The transcript has a single exon. The record is from RefSeq and is a predicted model, not a curated record. Bases 1 to 1269 code for a protein of 422 amino acids. Lineage: Eukaryota; Fungi; Basidiomycota; Ustilaginomycetes; Ustilaginales; Ustilaginaceae.